AUGGGCUGCGGUGCGGCAAAAGUGCCGGCAGAAACCACACCAGCCGCCGCAAAACCCAAUGUCGGUGCGGCAGCUGCGCUUGCGGAGGCAUGGCGGGACAAGGACCAGAGCAUCGGCGAAGUCGAUGGUGUCUAUGGUCGGAUCGUGUACCUGCGCGUGGGCGCAGACCUCGCCACCGCGAGGCUCGUCGACCCUUUGCGGCGAGUGAUGUUCGUCGCGGACGGCGCGUCCUGGGCCGGAAGGAACUUCCGGCUGGGAGCCCGGGAGAUCCUGCUUCGAAAUGGCGUCCAUGCCGAGUGGAUCGACGGUGAGAUUGCCAAGGGCACGCGCUUCAAGCUCGUCUUCUUCGAGGAGGACGGAAGAAUCUGGAGAGCCGACUGGGAUGGCGUGGAGCGCGCCGUCGAGGCGUAUCACCCCCGGGCUGCCGAGAAGAUGCGCAAGCAUUGGCCGACCAUCCGAAGCAAGUCAUGGGCUGAGAUGGAGGCUCACUUCAGCGUGGCCUUCGACGCACUCGAGGAGUCCCACGGGCCGAUGACCGAGGAGCGGUUCCUGGCAGCCGAGGACACGGCGGUAGCAGCCCGCCGCUUCCUCGCAACAACGCUGUCCCUGAAUCGGCAUUUCCAGGGCACAGGCUACACUUUCGAUGAGCGUGGGACAGGCACCACAGCUGAGUUCUUCGCGGCGAACCGUCCACUCAGCGAGAUUCCUGCUUCGCAGGUCGUCGAUUUGGACCCAUGA
This is a messenger RNA of Symbiodinium natans, 738 nucleotides long. The record is from the annotation of a GenBank genome assembly. NCBI's taxonomy places the organism in Eukaryota, Dinophyceae, Suessiales, Symbiodiniaceae.